Messenger RNA from Schistosoma intercalatum, 1478 nucleotides. NCBI's taxonomy places the organism in Eukaryota, Metazoa, Platyhelminthes, Trematoda, Strigeidida, Schistosomatidae. The record is from the annotation of a GenBank genome assembly.
GUGAUUUGUUUCGUUACCAUAGUUUGAAUGAGUGUCGAACGUAGUGUCCUGAAGAAGCGUCUAGAGCGCAGGCUUGACCGUUUAACUAGAAGCUGUCAACAUGCAACUCAGGAGCUAUCAUUUCUUCUUAGAGAUUUCACAAAGUAUAUUGAGCGGCAUAUUGAUAAUUCCCCGUCGGAUUUUUCUACUAGUGAUAGGAUGUCAAAUAUGGUCUUAGUAUCCGAAAUAAUAAUUGAAGAUCUUUUUAAUCUAUUGUCUAAGUAUCACCAUGCAUCAGAGAACAUCCUGAAGACGUGCACGCAAGCCCACCAACCAAUUGAUUCUUCAGAUAUCAGCUUACUGUGUAAUUAUGACCUCACCAAAGAUUCUGUUGAAAAGUGCUUGGAUCAACCGCUUGACGAAAAAUACUCCAUAGAACAUCUAUAUAGCCGUACGCGACUCCUUUACAUGCUAGAAACAAGCUUUGGAUUGCAGGAAGCGGGUCUUAUAUCUCAAAUUUCGUAUCUGAAAGGGAUAUGUACAACAAGGGGAGAAAUAUCACCAGAUAUCACCGAAGAAUAUUUAAGGGAGCUAGAAGUAGAAUGUACCAAAUUAACCUCAGAAUUAGCUACUUUAAAUCAGCUGGAGGUUAUUCAAGUUCAAUCAAGAAAUAAAUUGGUUGAAAAGCAGAACCAAUUAAAACAUAUGAAUGAUGUUGAAGGGAUUCUUCGUCAAGAAAAUUCAUGGUUAAGAUUUUUGACAAAUAUAGUUGAUUUGGAACAUGAUUCUUGUAAACAAGCCUUAAAAGAAUUGAUUUCUAUUUCCCAAUCACUUCAUACUCUCAAGGAUUAUAGUGUUCAGCUUCUUGAGAAAUCAGCUAGCUUAUAUCAAUCAGACGAUCUGAUAGAAUGUGAUGAAUCAGUUAGGAAUGAUGUCUCAAAACAUUUCGAAGAUGCUGUUAUUCAUCUGCUACUAACCUCUCCAUUGCCACCUGAGCUUUCCGAAAAGCUUAAAACAACCGAAAAUCGUUCAGAAACCAUCCUUGAUAUUCUACGUUCUCUAAAAUCUAGAUUGGUAUCAUCCCAAGAUUCCAUUAAGAUUGAAUCAGAGAAACUGGAUAAAUGUAUACAGCAAAUAUUAAGAAACUGAUACCGUCUAAAAGAAAACUUUCUUUGCUGAAAUGUCGCCAUUCUUUCUGAUGGAUCAUCGUAAACAAUUACUUGGUUUGAAAGAAACAUUCGAGCUUCCGGAUUCACUUAUUUCAUGCGAUACACCUUCUCAUCUUGAACAACUGAAUCCCGAUCGUAUUCGUUUUUCUUGGAGAGGUCUUUGUUCUACAGAACUUACAGAUUUAUUUGUUAAUACUUGUAAAGAUAUAAAUGAUUUAGUUGAACAAUUGGAUCGCCUGGAACUCGAAGCAGAUAUUACUUUUCCUCAUAUAUAGUUGUCUUAUGUAUAGAUUUACUUGUGUACGAAAUAAAACAAGCUUUUUCAUCCCA